Bacillus rossius redtenbacheri is the source of this 8778-nucleotide messenger RNA. Its product is annotated as kelch-like ECH-associated protein 1B. The record is from RefSeq and is a predicted model, not a curated record. The coding region runs from base 349 to 2238 and encodes 629 amino acids. Lineage: Eukaryota; Metazoa; Arthropoda; Insecta; Phasmatodea; Bacillidae. The transcript is spliced from 11 exons. Gene Ontology annotation, molecular function: protein binding.
UUUCAGUUAUAUUAAUAUUUUUAGAAGUAUAUCUAUUAAGAAGGUUUAUUUAUAGUUUGAAAUUAAUGUAAUUAGGCUAAAUAUAUAUUUUUUAAAUUUUUGUAGACAUUUUUUUUAGCUAAGUUAUUGUGUACAUCGUGUGUACUCGUAUGUCGUCUGCAAGUUGUUAAGUGUCACGUGACAUGACCAUGCGGAAAAAACAAACAUGACUGUGCAGUAUUUUUUCGCGAGUAAGAAUGCAGAAGUUCAAUUUAAAGUGAAAAUAUGUUCAAUAAUAUUUCAAUUAUUUUGUCGGUUUGUAUGACGAAGAUGCUACAACUAUAACACUAUUCAACCAGGUGUGACGGCAUGGAGCCGGGGGAAGGCUGCCCGGGGGCGGGCGAGGCGGACCGGUGCGGCAAGGAGCGGGGCAACUGCCCCACCAUCUCGCAGUCCCCCUCCGACCCCCAGAUCACGGACAAGGCCGGCGACCUCGGAGACAUGACCUUCUGCAUGUCCGACUACCCCAAGGAGACGCUCAAGAUGAUGGGGAUGAUGCGGUCCCACAAGAUGCUGACGGACGUGGUCCUGGAGGUGGAGACGGAGCUGUUCCACGCCCACAAGGUCGUGCUGGCCGCCGCGAGCCCCUACUUCAAGGCCAUGUUCACCGGCGGGCUGCGCGAGUGCGAGAUGCAGCGCAUCAAGCUGCAGGGGGUGUGCCCCAGCACCAUGAGCCGCCUCAUCUGCUUCAUGUACACGGGCCAGGUGCGGGUGACGGAGGUGACCGUGUGCCAGCUGCUGCCGGCCGCCACCAUGUUCCAGGUGAAGAACGUCAUCGAUGCGUGUUGCGUCUUCCUCGAGCGGCAACUGCACCCAACCAACGCCAUCGGCAUUGCCAACUUUGCAGAGCAGCACGGUUGUAACGAUUUGUGUCACAAAGCCAAUCAGUUCAUCGUGCAGCAUUUCACACAGCUGUGCCAGGAGGACGAGUUCCUGCAGCUGACGCCCAUGCAGCUGGUGGCGCUGAUCAGGCGCGACGAGCUGAACGUGCAGGACGAGCGCCAGGUGUACAACGCCGUGCUCAAGUGGGUGAAGCACGACGAGGAGCGCCGCUACCCGCGCAUGGAGAACAUCCUGCAGGCCGUGCGCUGCCAGUACCUCACGCCCGACUUCCUGCGCGACCAGAUGAAGAACUGCGACCUGCUCAAGAGGCUGCCCGCCUGCCGCGAGUACCUCGCGCAGAUAUUCCGGGAGCUGUCGCUGCACAAGAAGCCGUGCAUCAAGGAGCGCACGCCCAACACUCCGCGCAUCAUCUACAUCGCGGGCGGCUACUUCCGCAAGUCCCUGGACAUGCUGGAGGGCUACAACGUGGACGACCAGACGUGGACGCCGCUCGCCAAGCUGACGGUGCCUCGCUCCGGCCUGGGGGGAGCAUUCCUCAAGGGCAUGUUCUACGCGGUGGGCGGCCGCAACAACAGCAACCCGCCGGCCAGUAGCUACGACUCGGACUGGGUGGACCGCUAUAACCCAGUCACGGACCAGUGGCGGCCGUGCAGCCCCAUGUCGGUGCCGCGCAACCGCGUGGGCGUGGCCGUGAUGGACGGGCUGCUGUACGCCGUGGGCGGCUGCGCGGGCACGGAGUGCCACAGCAGCGUCGAGAGGUACGACCCGGACGAGGACCGCUGGGCCAGCGUGAAGCCCAUGCAGACUCGGCGGCUGGGGGUGGGCGUGGCGGUCGUCAACCGCCUGCUCUACGCCAUCGGGGGCUUCGACGGCUCGAACCGCCUCAGCUCCGUGGAGUGCUACCACCCCGAGAACAACGAGUGGACGGCGGUGGCGUCGAUGCCCACCGCCUGCAGCGGGGCAGGGGUGGCGGCCCUGAGCCAGUACAUCUACGUGGUGGGCGGCUACGACGGCCACACGCAGCUGAGCUCCGUGCUGCGCUACGACACGGAGAGGAACGCGUGGGAGAGCGUGGCCGGCCUGGCGGUGGCUCGCAGCACGCUCAGCGUCACCGCGCUCGACGGCAAGCUCUACGCCAUGGGUGGCUUCGACGGGCAGACGUUCGUGAGCGUGGUGGAGGUCUACGACCCGGAGAAGAACGCGUGGGCGCAGGGCAAGCCGCUGACGAGCGGGCGCAGCGGCCACGUGUCCGCCGUGUGCUUCCACCAGUGCCUGAUCCACUGCGAGCACCACGACCACUCCAUGCCGGCGCUGGACCUGCUCCCCCGCCCCUCUCCUUCCCCCUCCUCCUCCUGACCGCCCCCUGCCCCCGUCCCCCCCCACCACAUUCCUCGCGGAGAACAUCCUGCCGUUUCCCGGAAGAAAGAGCUUGUGUGCGUGACUUCCAGCGCUAGACUGAAGGAGCAUUGUUCCAGCGUGACACGCGGGGGGGCGACCGCCCGGAGUACUUAACGGAGGGAGCACCGCAGGUGCUCCCGUGGUUUGGUGUGUCCGGAGACCACGCGUCGCUGCUGGCCAGUGGGAACCAGUUAGUUACCAGUAUUGUGAGUCGUCUCACACUCCUACAGUGUUCCUGGUAUUUAGGUGGUGGAGGUAUUAAAUAAUGAUCGUGAAAUCGCCAUUGACAAAUCUUAAACUUUUUUUAUUUUAGAUCUGCACAAAAUUUGACGAGACAUUUAACGAUCAGAAUUGAAUCAAUGUGUUCAAUUAUUGCAGGGCCACACCAAGAGAUAAGAGAGUAUUAAGUUCGUAAUUGAUUUCGACAACAAGCGAAUAAUUUCUAUCGAGGGAACAAUUAAUAUUUAUUGGAUUGUAGUGUAAGAUUCGUUUAUUUAGAAAGUUGGACAUCAAUGAAACCUUUUAAAUGUGUUUAGAUAAUAUCUCGUGGUUUUUAUGCUACCCAUUGUAGCCAACGACCAUUCCCAGUCAGGAAUUAGUGCAGUAUUAAUACUCUCGAUGAGUGUGUCUUUAUGCCACAAAUGUUUUGUUAAAAUAUAAAAAAUUUGCUGGCUCCCAGAAUAUUUAAAAAAAUUAAUAUACUGAGAAUUCAUUGACAAAUCAGUAUAGAUGAGUACUGAAAUGGACCAAUUUCUAAAUUAUACAUGGCUGUCAAUAUGCAGUCCUUGUUUAAUUUAUUUCCAUGUGUGCAUGUGUUUCUGAAAUGCUCUUUUUGUAGCAUUACUUAAUGAAUUUUUCUUUCAAACAGUGGCUGCUUUAAGGCAUGUAACCUGAUGAACUUGUGAGCCAUACAUAUGUUGAUGAAUUUUACUUUGAUUGAAUCGGUGCCUUGUGACAAUCAGAACAUAACUGCUCCUCCAUUUUAUGUUGCGUGUCUAUUGGUCAGGUAUUUUUUUUUUAAUUGUUUAGUAUUUUAAAAUGUGCGAUGGCUCGGGCUGGAGUUAGGGGGUAACAGGCGCCUGUUGUACUGAGAGACCCAGGCACUGUCGUCCUCGCUGCGUGUGGUCUCCCGUCAUGGUCGGAUGUAGUGAGUCGUCAGCCGCUGGCAAGUAGCUCCUGUUAGCUGGCGGAACUGCUCGGUGAAAACCUGAUGAAUACAGAAGUCUCUUGUCCUGGUACAGUUGUAUGAAAUAACAAAUGUUCCGAAAUCCCACUUGAGAGUUGUAUCUGUACCAGUGAGGUAGGAUGAUAAGCACGACACUCGCUGUUGUUCCUGGCACGGUAUCGCCUCUAAGCGCAAGGCUGUGGGCUUGCGUGCAGUCUUCUCGCCGUGCACACCGCAACUAUGAAAUUUGAACGGUAACCGUUACAUUAUAUGGCAGAGAAAUGAAGAUGAAAGUUGCAAUGCAAGGCCCUUGAGUGCUUUCAAGUAUCUUCACCGGGUGUUCUAUGUCCAAAAAUCAUUCUGAAAAACACUUUUUAGCCCUGUUCACAUUCCCUAAAAAUACAGUUUAAAAGUGAAAUACGGAAACAGAACUUCCCCUCAGUCCUAAGCGCAUUCUUAAAUGCUUUUGGUAAACAGACACCACUUGCGAUAUCAUGAGCAGUUAUUAAAUUGCAUGGUUUCUUCUCAAGCUCUGCGUGCUGUAUGUGUGUUCAGGUAGGAGGGCACCUUAAGAACAUUUCCUGCAUAAUAAGUUUAAAAACGUUUAGUUAGCACUGGACCUAUAAUUUUAUACAAUUUUACCCCUUUUAAUUAUGUAAAUAUUAAAUAGUACCUUGAAAAACCACAGUUGCAGCUAUGUAUGUAUGAGGAAACACGUUGCGACUAAAAAAAAAAGCAUUUUGACAAACAUAAAUAAUGGUUCUUGAUCUCAGAGGAAAUUGGGGGGGAAAAUGUAUUUACCUGGUUACUGUAACAAUGAAAGCGAGUGAAUUAUGAUCUCCUUUAAUCUAUUUCACACAUCCAGAAUUUAUAAAAAUUCGUGUUUAUCAUAAAAUUGACUGGACUUUCUGUAUUUUACAGUUAAAAAAAAUUUUGUGGAUCAGUAUUUAGAGUAGCUGGUACUGAGAAUUAAGGUGAAUAAAAACGGAAAUGAAAAUUUGGUGAGAUUAUGUUAGGUUAAGUUAGCUGCAUAAAAAUGCAUUUUUAUUUAAAAUUUAAUAUUUUAACAAAAAAUUUUUUGUUUAUUUAUUGUAGCUAACUACAUCUAAACAACCUUUCAUUUCUGUAUUUGUCUAAUUUGAUAGAAUGUGCUACACACACACACUAUAUUUCCCGUUUUUUUUCCCGUAUGUAUGUUUUACAUGAGGUGGAAAAAAUAAAUUUUAAGUGUCAUUCCAAUUCUCAUUCUUACUAUUUGAAUUUGAUGUUUGUAUUUGAGAAUGAUUUGGGAAUUCAUAUUUGUAUCUGAUUCAAAGUAAAAAAAAAAAAAACCUGAUAUUCACACAGGCCUGGUUACAAGCUGUAAUUAGAACAAAAUUGUACAGUGAAAAGCUGUAAGAUGCAAAACACAUGCUUAGGAAAAUUUAACAUUGUCACUUGUGAAGCAGGUAACGUGUGGUUUCGAGGAAACUCGUGUUAAAGUCGACAUGCACCCUUGUUCCCAGUCAGCCAUUUUUCGUGGGCAGGGAAAGACAAUUCGUGAACAAUGGAAUAAAAAAAGUGUGUGUUUUGUGCGCGGCGGCUUCGAGACUUGCAAAUAAACGUGUAGAAAAAUGUCGAGGUUGGCUUUGAUCAAAUAUCCAUCAGCACAUCAUGUACAGUGUUUGAGGGUAAAUUGUGUUCACGUCUCUGUACCAUAACACCAUUCUGGGCUGGCCAUGAUUAGGUACCAUAGACUUAUGUUUGUGGGUUUUCCUGGCCCACCUGUCCUAUCCUCUCAAACGUGUGCCUCUGAAUCGUGCAAUACAUAUUUCCAAAAAGAAGAUAAAGCAGAAAGUAUGUUGGUACUUUGCCCGGCGAUCCGUAUCGUUCUUCUGACCGUUCCGUGCCAGCGUCGCAGGGUGAGGUAGCGAGACGCCUUCACCAGUCUCGCUCAUGGCUUGUCCUGAAACCAGAGUGAACCAGGCCUGUGUGCGAAUACCAGCUUUUUUUAUACGAAUCAAACAUCCACUUGAAUGUUUAAAAUAUUUGUGAAAUCGAAUCAAAAUGUGAAUAUUGUUCUCGGCAAAGCUGUAUUAAACUUAUUUUUAUAUAAUGCAGGAUUAAAGUAAAACAUUUUUAAUGUUGGAACUGAUUAAGUUAUUAACUAAUAUGACUCUGUAUAUAACAUCAUUCAAUAAAAAUUGUAAAAUAAUUAUGCAUUAUAGAUAAUAUUAAUAUGUAUUGAGCAUUCAUGAAAGCAAAUGGAUUGCCUUCUUUUCAUUUUUUUUUUUUUUUAAGUGAACCAAUUUUAUAUAUGCAACACAAUAAUAUAUAUUUUUUUAUGAGCAAAUCUUAGGUUUCCAAUGUUUUAAAGUUUUGGCAAAAACAAAUACAAAGCUUCAUAUCAGAUGUGAAGCUUUGCAUCAGAACUGAAGCCUCAAAUAAAACGAAUGUCAAAUUUCUUGCCGAAGUCAAAUCAAAUAUUAGAGCUUUGAUUGAUUUGCUUAUUCAAAACUUUGGACAGUCUAGAGUGAACAUUGUUAUUUGUGUCUGUAGUUUUUUUAAGAUCUGCAAUAGAUCAAUUGGAAAUCCAAGACAUAAAGAUCCAAUAUGUUAGUAUCAAUUUUGUUAAAAAUGAAAAAUUGUAUUGACCCAAAACUUUUUUGAAAUCCAACUCUUUUGUCAGCUCUGGCUCACAAAAUUUUGGAACCGAUAAUUUUAAUCAACUCAUUUAUUUUUAUUUGUGGACAUGUAAUGUUACAGGAUAUUUGGUUUAGGAAAAUUGUGUAACGUGUGGAAAUAUUUAUGGGGGUUGUAUAUGUAGUCCAUUCAUGGUAUCUUCACAAUUUUUUAAUGGAAUUUUAAAAAAAAAAAUUAUAUGUUGCAUGAUUUUUAUUUGUCCUGGGUAAAUCAUCAAAUUUGAAGCAUUAGGAAAAUUAUACAUUUUGUGAUUAUUAUUUGACCUGGGAAAAUCAUAAAAUUUGAUCAUAUCACUAACCUUGAACUACUAUAUUGUUGGGUGAAUAAAUUGUUGACUUGUAAAGUGUUCAAAUUAUAAUAUUGUUAUGAUUAGUACAUAAUAUCUGUUACAAUUUUAUUGGAAGUAGUACACAUAAGUACUGUAUUGGUAAAUAGUACAUUCAUAAAACAUUAUUCAAUUUUAGCAUUUCAUUUUUGUUUCUUACUUAUGCAUUAACAUUUUAAGAUAAUACAUUUUGCAACAUAUUUAAUCUUGCUGUAUAUAAAUAAGUUAAUUCGUCCAAGUAGAUUGCUAGCAUAAUCACUGGUAUCUUGUUAUCUUUCAUAAAGCGUUUAAACUAGAGGUGGGUUGCAGAGUAUCAACCUGCUACUUUGUAACUGGUACAUGCCUGUAUCAGGUACUGCAAACGAUUACACUAUUCAAGUAUCAAGUACUUUAGUAUCAGUUUAGAAUUUGCCUGGAGCAACACCACGGCCAAUGUGCGCAGAACCCGAUCGCAGAUGACGGUUACUUUGGCGGAGCUUGUGAAAGGGGAGGGAGCGGCACGACGAAUAAGGGAUAAAGAAGGGAAAGAAUGUAGGGGAGGAAGUGCAGGGGAAGGCGUUGAAGUAGAGGCGCAGAGCGAAAUUGUUAAGAGUCGUUUUGUUUAUUGUCCCACAUCAAAGUACGCUCAGUGGUCAAAUCUUUUUUUGGCUGAGGUACGGUGUCGUAUUUACGAUGUCUGGAUCAUCGCUCCUACUUCUGGACAGUGAUAGUGAUGUUAAACUAUCUUUAUUCUGAUCAGGUAACUGUACAGUUGGAUGUUUACGUUUCAAAUGUUUCUUCAGAUUAGUCGAUGAUGAUUUAUAACUCGGUUUUUGUUUACACAAAUUACACUUAGCAAACUCAUUAUUUUCUGUGAAAAAAUUCCACACGAAUGAAGUCUUUUUCCUGCACUUAUCCAUUCCUUAUUUCACUAUAAAGAUACUAACUACAAAGCAUGACAGCCUGCAACAAUGUACGUGGUAAUACACGGCCAGGACGAACUGCAGUGAAUGUUGAACUGCUUGAUACUGGCUGUAUUAGGCGGGCAUGAGCGUAACAAAUGUAGAGAAUUACCGGGCGUGAUAAAUAAUGUAUCAGAUUCUCCUUACGGUCGCGCGGUCUGCGUACGCGGAGCUUUUUUUUACUGUUGGAGAGAAGUAAGAACAGGGAGGGGAGGUUGUAAGUGUGAGAAAUACUCUUUUAACGUUGGAAAGGUGGGAAUGAAAUUUGCCGAGAAGAGGUGGGGGGGUCUGCAGAUUACGAAAGGCGUGGAAAGAGAACACCGAUACCUUUUCACACUGGUGAUGACGGCACGGAGGAAUUGUAACCUGUAACGAGAAUGCUGAUUCCUUGUUGCUUCCUGGGACCGCUACUGCUCUAGCUGAUACAGAAGUAUCAGCUACUUGUAACUAGUACAUUACUAUAUCAGUAACAGGUUGGAACAGAUACCGAAAAUUGCUGUAACAACCCACCUCUAGUUUAAACUAAGUGAAAUAAAUAUACUAUGCAAAUCAGGGAAGAAUUAAAACAAUAACUAAAGUGUGUGAACCAUCAUUCUAACAUGUCAUUAUGUUUAUAAGCAUCCACUACGUAUGUUACACAGAGGACAUUUCAGGUCCCUGGAAUGUAGGGUGUAUGUUUUCCAGUUGCGACAUGCAAGUUAUAUGGCAGCGUUUACAUGCUGUAGAAGAAUACUUUAAGGGUGUCCGUAGGAAUUAAAGGCCCGGGGUGAAAUUUUGUUAAGUCCCCUCCCCAUUACACAGUUUACAAUUUUUUAAUCACUACAAUUAAUAUAUAUUAAGACUAAAUGUCACAGUGGCCAUUACUUGUAGAUUAUUAUAUUUAACUGAAACAUUAAAAAAAUGUUGAAACUCAACUAGGCCUCAGGGAUUCUGCUUCACACCCCCCCCCCCUUCCCCCCCCUUUUAUCUCUUUCUUUCUUGAUGGCCCUGAGAAUACCUUGUGGUUUGUCCGAGAGAUGAUUUUCAUCAGGGUUACAGAAAAGUGUGAAGAUACUGUAAAUAUGCAUUAGUAUGUUUUUUUUUUCUGGUUUAGGAAUCAAAAUUAUCAUUUACAAUUUUUUUUUUCUUUCAUUCCCAAACCAUCAAAAUAUUGUGUUGUAUGCCUGAAUUAUAUAUUCAAAAAGUCUAAUGUAUAUAUGUGUACAUGUGUAUAUACAAUCAUAUGUUAAGCUGAGUGAAUGGAUUUUUUUUUGUAUGUAAUACAGACAUUUGUAAGGUAUGGAUGAAAUCAAAUAUGUACAUAUUAUUAUGUAUAUAUAUUAUGACUCCUAUGUGGUUUGCAUUAUGUGUAUGUUUAUACAUACAAAUAAACUUUUUUUUUUAAA